AUGUCCGGUGGCAGAAGCGUUGCCAGGGUAUAUGCAAACGCUAACGACAAAUUCGGUCGAUCAUGGUGGGACUAUGAUAAUUUAGCCGUUCAGUGGGGAACCCAAGACAAUUUCGAGUGCCUUCGCAAAGUUGGAAGAGGAAAAUAUUCCGAAGUAUUCGAAGGCGUAAUGGUAGCUGGUGCCUCUUCACCAGAAAAAUGCAUCAUCAAAGUUCUGAAACCUGUCAAAAAGAAGAAGAUUAAGCGUGAGAUCAAGAUUCUUCAAAAUUUGGCCGGCGGUCCCAACGUUGUGGCACUUUUAGACGUUGUAAGAGAUCCACAGUCAAAAACGCCUUCCAUUAUUACGGAAUACGUCAACAACACAGACUUCAAGACAUUAUACCCUAAAUUUACCGACUUUGACGUUCGAUUCUACAUAUUCGAACUCCUGAAAGCGUUGGACUUCUGCCAUUCCCGCGGCAUCAUGCAUAGAGAUGUCAAGCCACACAAUGUCAUGAUCGAUCAUGAGAAGCGAAAGUUGCGCCUGAUUGAUUGGGGAUUGGCUGAGUUUUACCAUCCGUACACAGAAUACAACGUCCGGGUUGCAUCAAGGUACUUCAAGGGUCCCGAGCUGUUGGUUGAUUUUCAAGAGUAUGAUUACUCGUUGGAUAUGUGGAGUUUAGGAUGCAUGUUUGCAAGUAUGAUCUUCCGUAAAGAGCCAUUCUUCCAUGGUCAUUCAAACAGCAACCAGUUGGAAAAGAUCGUUCGCGUUCUAGGAACGGAUGAUUUCCAUGCCUAUUUGGAAAAGUAUGAGAUCGAUCUGGAUCCCGAAUUGGAUGACGUGUUGAGUGGAAGAUGGCAAAGAAGGCCCUGGUCAAGAUUCGUCACAACGGAAAACCAACGAUACAUCUCCAACGAAUCGAUCGACUUCUUGGAUAAAUUACUGCGCUAUGAUCACCAAGAGCGUUUGACGGCAGCAGAAGCGCAAGAUCAUCCAUACUUUGAGCCCGUUAAGGCUGCUGCUGCGAAGGGAGAGAUUCCUCCCGGGUCAACUUCAUAA
Meira miltonrushii is the source of this 1038-nucleotide messenger RNA. Its product is annotated as Pkinase-domain-containing protein. The record is from RefSeq and is a predicted model, not a curated record. Gene Ontology annotation, cellular component: protein kinase CK2 complex; nucleus; cytosol. Gene Ontology annotation, biological process: regulation of transcription by RNA polymerase I; DNA damage response; protein phosphorylation. Gene Ontology annotation, molecular function: ATP binding; protein serine/threonine kinase activity. Lineage: Eukaryota; Fungi; Basidiomycota; Exobasidiomycetes; Exobasidiales; Brachybasidiaceae. The coding region runs from base 1 to 1038 and encodes 345 amino acids. The transcript has a single exon.